Messenger RNA from Sorghum bicolor (sorghum), 2398 nucleotides. RefSeq names its product phosphoinositide phospholipase C 2. Gene Ontology annotation, molecular function: phosphatidylinositol-4,5-bisphosphate phospholipase C activity. Gene Ontology annotation, biological process: lipid metabolic process; phosphatidylinositol-mediated signaling. NCBI's taxonomy places the organism in Eukaryota, Viridiplantae, Streptophyta, Magnoliopsida, Poales, Poaceae. The transcript is spliced from 4 exons. The record is from RefSeq and is a predicted model, not a curated record. Bases 383 to 2191 code for a protein of 602 amino acids.
GCUCAACACCUCAAUGUGGUCUCUCACACACACCAUCUGUACUUAACGUGUCAAUUUGUCUGAUCCAUGCACGCUUGGUGACCACACAUGCAUGCUCUGUGUCUACUACCGGCUCAUGCUAUAGCUCCACUCUAUAUAUUAGGACCGGCCACAGCAGGCCGGCAAGAACUGCUCCACCACUACCAUCUAUCUCUCUCUAUAUAUAUAUCUACAAAUGACAAAAUCCAACAGUGGCAUAUAUACACACACACAUCUUGUAGCUAGCUAGCUCAAGGACUGAUGAGUCAUAUUGCAGCAGGAAGCAGCACGCAGUAGUUAGCAGCAUAUAUAGCAAGAAGGAUCGGAGGUAGCUAGAAGCCGUUGACUGGCCGGCGCGGCGGCCAUGACGACGACGUACAGGGUCUGCUGCUUCCUGCGGCGGUUCCGGGCGGCGUCGAACGAGCCGUCGGAGGCGGUGAGGGACGUGUUCCAGGCGUACGCCGACGGCGGCGGCGUGGUCGGGGAGGAGGCGCUGCGGAGGCUCCUGCGGGAGGUGCAGGGGGAGACGGAGGCCGGCGCCGACGCGGCGGCCAAGGAGGUGAUGGCGUUCGCGGCGGAGCAGAGGCUGCUCAAGAAGGGCGGCCUCACCGCCGAGGGCUUCCACCGCUGGCUCUUCAGCGACGCCAACGCCGCCCUCGACCCGCGCCGAGGGGUUUACCAGGACAUGGGCUUACCACUGUCGCACUACUUCAUCUACACGGGCCACAAUUCGUACCUGACGGGGAACCAGCUGAGCAGCGGGUGCAGCGAGAGGCCCAUCGUGAAGGCCCUCCACGACGGCGUCCGGGUCAUCGAGCUGGACCUCUGGCCCAACGCCGGCAAGGACGACGUCGAGGUCCUCCAUGGCAGGACAUGGACGUCGCCGGUGGAGCUGAUCAAGUGUCUGGAGGCCAUCAAGGAGCACGCCUUCGUGACUUCACCCUUCCCCGUCAUCCUCACCCUGGAAGAUCACCUCACCCCGGACCUCCAAGCCAAUGUCGCCAAGAUGCUGAAGGAAACCUUCGGGGAGAUGCUGUACGUGUCGGAGUCGGAGAAGAUGGCGGAGUUCCCUUCCCCCGACGAGCUCAAAGGCAAGAUCAUCAUCUCCACCAAGGCGCCAAAGGAGUACCUCCAGACCAAGAGCGGCAAGGAGGAGGCGGAGGAGGGCGUCUGGGGGGAGGAGAUCUCCGACGACAAGACCACCGCCCAUCAGAUGUCGGAGCAGUUCAGUGGCAAGUACUCGGCGGCGGCGGAGGAGGAGGCCGCCGCCGGCGCCGAGGAAGAGGCGGCGGAAGCCGAGGCGGAGAAGAAGGCGCGGCAGGGGACGGACAACGAGUACCGGCGUCUCAUCGCCAUUCAGCUCACCAGACGGAAGCACGACAUGGAGCAGGACCUACGGGUCGACCCCGACAAGGUGACGCGCCUCAGCCUCGGCGAGAAGGCGUUCGAGAAGGCCAUCGUCUCCCAUGGCGAUCACAUCGUCAGGUUCACGCAGCGGAAUCUGCUGCGCAUCUUCCCGCGGUCGACGCGCAUCACGUCGUCCAACUACAACCCUCUCAUGGGGUGGAGGUACGGAGUUCAGAUGGUGGCGGCGAACAUGCAGGGCCAUGGGAGGAAGCUCUGGCUGACGCAAGGGAUGUUCCGGGCGAACGGCGGCUGCGGCUACGUCAAGAAGCCCGACAUCCUGAUGAACAGCGCCGCCGCCGACGAUCCCGCCGGAGGUAUCGGCAAGCUGUUCGACCCAACACGAGCGGAUCUGCCGGUGAAGACGAGGCUGAAGGUGACGGUGUACAUGGGAGACGGGUGGCGGUUCGACUUCCGCAAGACGCACUUCGACAGGUGCUCGCCGCCGGACUUCUACGUGAGAGUGGGCAUCGCCGGCGUGGCGGCGGACAUGAGGAUGGAGCAGACGCGGGUGGUGAUGGACAGCUGGAUCCCCGCGUGGGACCACGAGUUCGGCGAGUUCCCGCUGGCGGCGCCGGAGCUGGCGCUGCUGAGGGUGGAGGUGCACGAGUCGGACAACCACCAGAAGGACGACUUCGGCGGGCAGACAUGUCUGCCGGUGUGGGAGCUCCGCCCUGGGAUCCGCUCCGUCAGGCUCGCCGACCACAAGGGCCAGCCGCUGCGAUCCGUCAAGCUGCUCAUGCGCUUCGAGUUCUUCUCCUCCCCCUGACUGCCACUCCAACUCCAAACAGUGAUGAUAUAUAUAAUCUCUCACUCUGUCUGGUGCUGAUGGAUCGUGUGUGUCAAUGAAUAUUUAGAGAAUCCGUUUUGUUCGGUGUUUUUAUCUGUUGUUUUUACUUGUGUAUGAAUGUGCUAUCUGUCGGCUGCCGUGAUACUGAGAUUGUGACUGGGACUGUGAUUAUCAUUAUCAUCACUA